AGAAAGCGCGUCAUUCCGAGCGAAGCUGGCUAGUGGCGCUGCAGGUACACGAGCAGACCAUCUGCACGCAAGCUCGUCCAUCUGGCGUACCCGGUUGCGUGGAUCCGUUGAACAGGCGACGACGACGACGCUGUGCUGGCUACGUCCCUCGUCGCCCACGUGUCUCGAGACUUCCAAGACAACUUUGUGCGCUCGCCGAUCGUGUUCCAUAUGUGGCCGUAUUCAAACUGUCCGCCCAUCUACUUCAAGAGGCAACCGUUCUACGAUCUCCAGGCCACACUGCUGCCGGCGACGCCCCUGAAGAGCGAAACCCAUCAAGAGCGGUGCUACAGGUGUCUCGAGUUCCAGUUCCUGCCGGUUCACGCGAGGCAAAUCUUCACGUUGCUGUCGCGUGACACGUGGACGCAUUCGGAGUUGGCUGUGCAAGUGCACCUCCGUUUAUGCUCAAACAACGGGCGCGACGAACUGGAGGACAGCUACCCGGCCAAUUUGAAGGUGACUGUGAACGAUCGGGCUUGCUUAUUGCCGGCGCCUGUUUCUGUACAGGCGCCCGGUGGUACGACAGUGCGCGCAUGUUUGCCCGUCGACAUCCUCCGUUUCUGCUUUCUGUGUCCUGGCGUAAGAAACAAGAUUUCGCUGAGCUGGCAGCACGAGAACGACCGCGAGUACUUCGUCGGCGUGUUCCUCGUUCGGAGACAAUCGGUGGCCACGAUUCUUCGCGAACUGCAACUAAAAAGAAUUGCGCCGGGCAUGACCCAGACCAAACAGCUGAUCAAUGCGAAGGAGCGAGCAAGCGGUGGCGACGACAUCGAGGUGACGAGCGUUCACGCUUCUCUCACGUGCCCCUUGAGCAAGAAACGAAUGAGCUACCCGUGUCGCGCGCUGAGGUGCAAGCACAUUCAGUGCUUCGACGCGCUGAGCUACUUGCUGAGCAACGAGAUGCGGCCCACGUGGAUGUGUCCCGUGUGCGGCGAGCGGGCUGCGUUCUCGUCGCUGGUCAUAGACCGCCUUUUCAUGUGGAUUCUCGUGAACGCGCCCGCUGACUGCGACACCGUCGUUAUCUACAAUGACGGCUCCUGGGCCCCAUCGGCGUGCCGAAAAGAUGACGACCAAGCUGGCAAUGCUUCAUCGACUGGGAACCUGCUGGAGCCUUCAUCGUCCUCGCCAAAUUGGGGCUGGAUGGGGCCUCCAUCGUCAUCGUCUAACUGGGGCUGGCCGGGGCCUCCAUCGUCAUCGUCUAACUGGGGCUGGCCGGGGCCUUCAUCGUCCUCGUCUAACUGGGGCUGGCGGGGGCCUUCAUCGUCUUCGUCCGAUUGGGGCUGGCUGGGGCCUUCAUCGUCGUCGUAUAAUGGGAGUUGGCUGGGCCCAUCAUCUUCCUCGUCUAAUGGGGGCUGGCUGGGGCCUUCAUCGUCCUCGUCUAACUGGGGCUGGCUGGGGCCUCCAUCGUCCUCGUCUAACUGGGGCUGGCUGGGGCCUCCAUCGUCCUCGUCUAAUUGGGGCUGGCUGGGGCCUUCAUCGUCCUCGCCUAAUGGGGGCUGGCUGGAGCCUUCACCGUCAUCGCCUAAUGGGAGCUUGCAAGAGCCUUCAUCGUCCUCGCCUAACGAGCAGAACGGGUGGUUUGAGUGCUACGACGAUAUUUAUUGGUUUACCGAUGGAAGCCAUAGCCGUACCGAAGACAGCGUUAACGAGCCGAAGGGUGGCGAUGCUGAAGUCGGUCUUCCGUUGGAGCCAGCAAGUACUGGUCAGUGACUCUGUUGCAAGUAUUUGUCCAUAUUUGCCUAUAGUCGACUCCAUUGAUGUAUAACCAGGGCCGAAAUGGGUUGAAGUCGAGAACACGGAUGAAUUUAACUUGCGCGGAAUUGUGUCCAGAAUGGUAUUGCCUGCUCGCCUUGUUUCAAGCUCUUCAGCAGUCCUUUAGAGGGCCCUUUCUAAUCGCGUGCGCUUGCAACAAGCGCAUUGUGAAUUGUCUGGAAGCACUCACUGACUUUCAUUUGUUAUAUAAAUGUUUUUGUCCUACCGCAAGGUUCUAA
Molecule: messenger RNA, 2030 nt
Organism: Rhipicephalus microplus (southern cattle tick)
Lineage: Eukaryota; Metazoa; Arthropoda; Arachnida; Ixodida; Ixodidae
Product: E3 SUMO-protein ligase PIAS1-like
Source: RefSeq, a predicted model, not a curated record